Molecule: messenger RNA, 1927 nt
Organism: Cladocopium goreaui
Lineage: Eukaryota; Dinophyceae; Suessiales; Symbiodiniaceae
Source: the annotation of a GenBank genome assembly
AGUCUACAGGAUCAAAGCCGUGCACUUUGACAAGACUCCAGCUGAUGAGUUCACAAUGUACCAGCGAGAAGCGAAACAGUAUGCCAAGAUCACAUAUCUGAAGUACAUCGAGGCGUUCUACAGCAUCCCUCCAAAGUUUUCCAACCAGCCCCUGCUGGAAGCAUUCCCAGAGAAGGAAACAGAAAAGGUCUUCCUUUUGCCUGAGCUCUGCGUCCAGACAGGCAUCACUGAAGAGAUACGCAAGGAGAAAAAUACAAUGUCGGAAGCACUGAAGAGCAUAAAAGCUGCGCCGCAGGAGCGCCUAAAUGCCAUCAUUGCAGGUGCAACUGACAUGCAGAAAGAUACGCUUCCUUCCUCAACUGCCGUCAAGGCCUGGGGCUGUUCUUUGAACACAGAGCCUGUGGAGGUGAAUGGCCGUGUGUUGGAACCACUGCAGGUUGCAUUUCAAGAGAAGAAGGUCUAUCCCGUGGAGGACGGUAACUUCACCAAACUCCUGCGGAAUGGCCUGCAGUGUGCUGUGAAGUUGGAUGAUUGGAUUCUGAUGUACCCCGCCUCGGAUGAAUCGGUGCUCGACAUUUGGCUCCGCUCCCUUCGUGACAUUGCACAGGUAGCCUUUGGGAUGCAACUGGUGGAACCAAGACGAAUCAAGCUGGAGCACCAACUCGACGAGCUUGAUGAGGCCUUGCAAACAGAAGUUAAGCCGUCAACACAAUUGGUCCUUAUGCUCAUCCCAAACAAGGACUCACCCAAGGUAUAUCAACGCUUCAAGAGAAAGUUGAUCGCGGACUUGCCAUGUAUCUCUCAGGUGGUCAAGAGCGACACGAUCCGAAAACGUCAAUCCAUUGCUGCGGUUCUCAGCAAAGUGGUUCUGCAGAUCAAUGCCAAGUUCUCGGGACCUCUUUGGAACAUCACCGUUUCAAAAGAUCUGGAGAAGGAUAUCGUCGCAGAAAGUCUAAACACCACUGAGCUGGGUGCUAAGACUCCCUUUUCCAUUGUGGGCCUGGACGUUUAUCGAAACAACAUGGGCGAGCGAACGCUUGCCAUGACGGCCACCAUCGACAGGUCCUAUUCACAAUAUUUCUCGAUGUCAGCUACGCUGGACAAGGAGGAGUGGCAGAGCAGCUUGUUGCAGAACAUUCAGAACCUCUUCCGCCAUGCCUUGCUGUGCUUUGCUGGUGGUGAAAAUCAAGGCAUUCUGCCAGACAAGAUUGUUGUCUACAGGGCAUCAGUGAGCUCCGAAGACAUGGAUCUGGUCUCUGCGGAGAUCCAGGCCAUGCAGGAAGUUCUUGAUGUCUUGGUCACUCGAACUUUUGGAAGACAGCCUGAAGAUAGGCCAAAAAUCACCUUCAUUGCGAUUGCACGCAGAGGCAACAUGAGGAUCUUUGCUCAUGAUGACGAAAAGGGCGCGGCGAAAAACCCAGAGACAGGUACCGUGGUGGAUGACCCUGUUCUUUGUGCCAGUGGCAUACCGAGCUUCUACUUGAUCAGCCAGGCCAUCAGCAAAGGCUCAGCCAUUCCUUCUUUCUACUCGGUUUUGCUCAACGAGAACAGCUUUAACAUGGACGUCAUCCAGAACCUUACGUAUAGGCUUUGCCUGAUGUUCUACAACUCUGCUGGCGCUGUCCGUGUUCCCGCCCCAGUGCUCUACGCCACGAAGCUCGCGAAGAUGAUUGGUUCGGUGGUGCAGAAGGCACCCCAUGCUGCACUCCAGAAGAGCCUCUUCUACUUGUGAGGGCAUUGCAGGGCAAUGAGUCUCUCAAUGAAUGCUCUUUGCCUUCCGGCUUGCGUUGAAUUGCUCGAAUGACGGGUGGUUCGGUGCUACAAGCGAGUAGAGUGGCGGAGUGGUGGGUCUCUGUCGCUGACAAUUGUAUGAAUGAUGGGAGAACGAUGCCCAUUGAAACGGAGACUUGUGUUUUUCUGAAAGAAG